Molecule: messenger RNA, 1734 nt
Organism: Hydra vulgaris (swiftwater hydra)
Lineage: Eukaryota; Metazoa; Cnidaria; Hydrozoa; Anthoathecata; Hydridae
Product: beta-2 adrenergic receptor
Biological process (GO): chemical synaptic transmission; G protein-coupled receptor signaling pathway, coupled to cyclic nucleotide second messenger
Cellular component (GO): plasma membrane; dendrite
Molecular function (GO): G protein-coupled serotonin receptor activity; neurotransmitter receptor activity
Source: RefSeq, a predicted model, not a curated record
UGUACACAUACACACAACUAUAAUCGAAUCAAAGCAUUAAAGCGCAAAGAAAACUUCGACACUAAAAAUAUUAUUUUAAAAGCUACUUUUAAUUAUAUAUUGAUUUAAAUAAAAAACUAUGAAGCCAAUUUCAACUAUGUCAACUUUAAAACUCAUAAAUAUAGCUGUGUUGACAAUCUUUAGUCCAAUAGGAAUGAUACUUAAUAUUUUAGUUAUCGUUGUAAUAUUAAAAAACCAAGACUUACGAACUUGUACGUAUUUUCUAUAUGCACAUUUAGCUGUUAGCGACAUUGUCGUUUCAAUGAUUGCUACUUUUACAAGCAUCGUGCUUCUUGUAACCGAACAGUUUAUAUACUGUCAGGUAACAUUAGCGAUUGUGGCUCUAGGUUACAGCCUGUCUAUAGGAACUGUGUGCUUGUUAUCAUUGGAUAGAUACCUAUACAUACGAGAGCCCCUGGGUUAUGUGUAUCAAAUGAGUAAACACAGAGUUACAUUUUACAUCCUACUUGUAUGGGGAAGUGCGUUUGCUACACUUUUACCCAUUGCUACGGGAAUGGUAUUUGUAAAUAGUAAAUUACCCAGUAAGGAAUUUGAAAAAUGCAUGAUGACUCGAAUAGUAAAAAAAGAGUUCUUGUUAUGGAUAUCUAUUGGCAUUAUGAUUAUGCCGAUAAUCGUUACAUGUUGUUUCAAUAUACAAAUAUUGCAGAUGGCAUCCCAACAUUACAGCCGAUUAAGGGCUUUGACACAUUUAAGCGAAAUUAAAAUUACUUCGUCUAUAAGUAACUUGGAAGUUAAAAAUAACGUUAAAGAUGAUAAAUUAUCAAACAAAGGCAAACCAAAAAGUAAAAAGUUCACGGGAAACAUAUGGAGUCCAAAGGCUGUUCGCACAACAUUUCUAAUUGUCGUUACAUGUAUUAUUUGCAAUCUGCCUUACGCAAUUUUAUUAUUGGUAGAAGCAGUAAGUAAUGAAGAUUUUAAUUAUAACAACAUUAAAUAUGCAUAUUCUUUAUACUUGCUAACUUUUGUACAGUCUAUUUUAAAUCCAAUAAUAUAUACAACAACAAACACAGAACUUCGAGGGUUUAUGAAAAAACUAUUACCAUGUUUUAGUAAAGAAAAAGUAACAACUAAAAGAAGAUCGAACACGACAGCCACUCUGUAUACCGAUACUAGUAGUUUAGGAUCAAUAGAGCCAAAAAAAGAACUUUUCGAUAUGCACAAAAACCUUUCGCGUAUCGACAUUUUCUCAAGUCAUUCAGAAAAAAUGCCAAAUAUACAGAAAAAUACAUAAUAAAUUAUUUUCUGGAGUUGUCUUAACUAUUAAGAACUGCAUUGCAAACCUGCAAUUAAAGAACUAAACUGUCAUUUACUAUUUGCACGCUGAUAUUUCAUUAUAAGAUUAGUAAAUAAUGUCAACAUUUUGCGAAAUCCCUAAAAAUGACGUCUUAAUCCAAAUACGGAUUAAUAUAUUAUAAUCUCUCUAACAUGAUACUAAAUUUUAGACGAUAAAACAACUUUUAUAACAAAGUAAAACUUUUAUAACAAAAAAGUUAAAAACUAUGACAAUCAUAAAUAUUUUUCAAACAUUAUAAUAGUAUUUUUACCUUGAUUUAUCAUAGGUUCAAUUGUAAACACGUGACCCGGUUUCAUAAUACCAACAGCUUUAUUUUCUAUAAUAAUUUAAAACAAUGUUUUACAGUAACAGUAAAAUAGAAAAGAUGAGUGAAAACAAAA